AGUAGUUUUUUUUUUAAUGUGACGACUGCAGUAAGAUAAGACCAUAUUGCAUUUUUUAUUUGGAUAAAUACAUUUAGUUUAAAGAGAUUUCAUCAUCAAUACAUCAUUAAUAGUUUAUAAAAAUAUAUAUACGAUUUGUAUCAGCUGCAGAUGACACAAUGGACAAGCAGUACUCGGUUAAGUUCUUCACAUCUCUUGUGGAAUGCAUGCAAAAAGUGUGCCGAGACUUCCUCGACUUCGAACAGGCCGUGGAUCUCAGUGGCUACCUCUGUGUGGAGAUCGACAACUUCAAGAAGGAGAGAUAUGUUAUCAGCGAACUCAUUCAGAACACUGGAGACGUGAUCAGUGAGAGUUACUGCACAAAGGCCUUCAAGACACUGAGGAAAUUACCAAGGGAAACCACGUGUAGUAGUGGAAUUGAAAACAGUGAUCCCAGACAGUCUUCAGUUAUGAGCAUUGGAAGUACUGCAGGAUCAACAGGACUGGGUAGAAUAUCCGCACGUAGGUCACAAUGUUCCAGUGGUAGAACGAGUCAGAGUACAAGUCAGACAGAUUCCAGUUGGAACAGCAAUCCAGCUGACAGUCGGUAUCAGCUGUCUUCUGUUCAUGUAGCAGGUCUAAAGAGAACCAUUCCUCAAUCAAGUCUGCUGCCGUCGGUGAAACGAGACAGGAGUGAGUCUUACAGUAGUGGUCUAGAGAGUGAAGAAUACAGCACUGUUGAUGCACAACAUGCUUCUACCAACACAUAUUUGACUGAACAAGUGUCUGGAAGUGCUACCUGUACAUCAAGUGCUCCUAAUAGUAAUAGCAAUGCAUGUAUCUCUGGUUCGAGUAUGACACUGCCAUCAUGUUCCAUAUCUAACAGUAGUACUGCACAAACCUUGUCUAGUGUGGGUGAAAGCAUUCGAUUACCAUUAAAUGUGACUGUCAAAGAAGAAGAUGAUAUAGCUUUUAUGGUGCUUGAUGAUAGUCAGGAUUUCGAUAGCUCUGCCACAUAUGGUGAUAAUGACUCUUCGAAUACAUUCGCACAUGCACAGUCAGUUAAUAAUGAAACAUUGCCAUUGUCAUCACCAAACUUUGGGGACCAAGAAAAUGCUCAUACUGCCAGAAAGAUGAAAGGUCAUGUGAAACUAUUUCAGGACUUCUCGUCAGAAGAUGAGUCUUUAGAAAACAAUUCAAGCACAAACACUGUGAAUAAGACCAGAUCAGAUCUGAGAGUGUUCACCGACUGGUUGAAAAGCAACAAAGAAUUCAGGAACCUAGAGGACAUUCCACCAGCCGAGUUUGAUGGUCUCUUGGCUCAGUUUUACAUGGAUGUCCGUGCAAAGGAUGGUUCAGAAUAUGAAGCAAACACAAUCAUUGGUAUUCGAAACAGCAUCCACAGACAUUUGAGAAAUUUGAAAGUCAACAUGUAUAUAAAAAAAGAUCCUGAGUUUAGCCAUUCAAGAAAUGUUCUAGAACUGAAAAAAACCCAGUUAAAAAACGAACCAAGACAGAAAAAGCAACACAGGCGCAAGGUAGAUGGUCUUUGUGAGGAUGACAUCAGCAUCUUGUAUGACAAGCAAGUUCUUGGUGCAGCCAAUCCAGCGUCCUUGCUACAUGCAGUUUGGAUGAACAAUGCAUUUUAUUUUGGAUUCCGGGGACGUAAGGACCAUGUCAACCUGCUUUGGGGAGACAUAGAACUUAAGACGGACCCACUUGGGAAGGAAUUCCUCGAGUAUACAGAAAGAAAUUCUAAGGCACGGAGUGGCUGCAAGCAAGAAAAUAAUAGAAAGUGUAUAAGAAGUAGAAAUAUGAUAACAAGGAUACAUUCAAAGCCAGACAGCCCUCACUGUCCUAUUAAAAUGUAUAAACAAUACCGACUGCAUCGUCCCUCUCGAAUGCGUGACCCAAACACAAGGUUUUAUUUACAUCCACUUGAAAACCCACCUUCUCAGAUGUGGUAUACUCAUCACGUUUUAGGGAAAAACAAACUCGGUGAAAUGAUGAAGAAUAUAAUUGAGCAAGGAAAUACGGUGAAAACAGAAAAGGAAUGAAGUGUCAAAACUUGACGAAUGUUGCACAGCUGUUAAAAAAAACCCACCCUAACUUCUGAGAGCAAUGGACAGCACAUUCCACAGCAUUUACAUGGAAUGUAACAGUAAUGGAGGUCUUGAUUGUUGUUUCUUUGUGAAGAAAAAUUAAUUUUAAACCUUUUACUCGAUUUCAGUAUAUGUGGAUAAACCCCACUCUACUGAAGUACUGGCAACUCAGUUUUAAGAAUUGGACAAUUUUAUACAAUUAUUGAAUUAACAUUACUGCCAUUAUAGCAGCAGGUAAAAAUUGUGCAACCAGUUAUUUGAGGUACGUUCUCAUAGACAGAACACACACAAGUGAAGAAAGACAUGUCUUUGGUCAGAAUAAUGCAUGAGAUGAGAACAAUAUUCACAAGCCUAAAACAUUUGGGUGGGGAACAGAGGAAGAAAAAUGACCAUUUAAGCCAGAUUCAUACUUCAUUGCCGACUCUUGUUGGCAAGUAGUUGACUCGCCCAGUCUGCUUCUCUUCAAACCUAAUCCUCAGUUUUCAGUCAAUUCGGUAUGAUUUUAAAACAGUUCAUAUUAAAUUUUAGCGUGCAUGUGUUCGUUCAACAUGUUUUAGUUUACCUAAUAAUAAAUUACAUUUUAGUUGCACAUAAGGUUGGCAAUCACAGUAUGAAUUGACCUUUACACAAACAAUGGACGUAAAAGCAAGAAACAGCUUCAAAAUGUAGCACUUAAAAUGUAUUACUUGUAUACAAAUUUAAAGAUUCUGAAUUUAAACUGCCAAUAAAUCUGUAUGUUGUCAUGUUAUUUUGAUGCCAGUAUUGUAGUUUUUGUUAAUGAAUACAUGGAUUUUGUGGGUUUUUUAUUUUUAUUAAAGUAUAAUUUACACGACAUUACCAGUUACUUGUAGAUUGCUAAAGAUUAUAUAUUAUGUCUAGUCCGGUCCAUAGUUUUUGGUAUCUCAUCCCUAAUCUAACACUGGUCUAAAUCAUGGGGGGGGGGGGGGGGUACACAUAUUUUGAGUAGAGGUGAUACUGUUAACUUGAUAUUACAUCUGUUUUGACAGAACAAAGCAUGCAUGUACUUCUACAAGUGUCCAGAAAAAAAUUGUUAAUAUUUUUAGAAACUGUAUUUAAAAUGUUUUAUUAUUAUUAACUGAAUCGUUAAAUUAUAAAUUUCCUGGUUCUUUAUUGUUCCAAAAUUGUGGAAAAUAUUUAUUUAAUAAAUAUUGCU
Messenger RNA from Gigantopelta aegis, 3255 nucleotides. RefSeq lists its product as uncharacterized. The record is from RefSeq and is a predicted model, not a curated record. NCBI's taxonomy places the organism in Eukaryota, Metazoa, Mollusca, Gastropoda, Neomphalida, Peltospiridae. The coding region runs from base 159 to 2036 and encodes 625 amino acids. The transcript is spliced from 7 exons.